UCUCUCUCUACACUCAUUAAAAUUUUUUGGAGGACAGACAAUCCUUUUAAUUAUUUUGAACAAUUGUAAAAUAAAUAAAUAAAUUGUUUUUCAACCAAUCAUCAGUAAAAAAUAAUUAAAAAUUGAUGAUAUAUUAAGGACAAAUAAAAUGUUAAAUAAAAGUAAGGUUAACAAUUUAACCAAUCAAUUGUUAUCAUUGAGUGUUGUGUUUUGAAUUUAUUGUUGACAUUUUUAUUAAAUCUAUUAAUUAAAUAAUAAAUAUUACAUGAUUUAAUAAUGAAGAGACACCAGAGAAAGCCUGUUUUAGAUUUAAAUUCUGAUUCAUCACGUAAAAAACAAAAUAAAUAUCAUCAAAAUAAUGAACAAAUAUUAAAUCAUGAUAAUGGAACAAUUCCAAGUAAUCCACUGUCAAAUUUGUUAGAACAAUAUAAUUCUGAUAGUGAUGGUGAUGAAGACAGCAAGCAUAAUGUAACAGAUAAUUCUGGUCGACAACUUGAUAAAAAAGUUGAUGAUUUCUUAAAAGAAAUUCAAUAUAUUAAUCCAAAUACAACAACACCAGUUGACCAACGAACUAGUGAUCGGCCUAUAAAUAUUGACAAAGAAAAUUCAGUUGUCCAAGAGGAUUCAUCACCUUGGCAAGAAUGUUUUGAUGAAUCAACAGGUUAUCCUUACUACUGGCAUAUUGAAACAAAUCAGGUUACCUGGGAAAUUCCAAAAGAACUUGAAUUGAGUAAAAAAAAAAUUGAUCAAGUUAAUUCACCACGUCCUGUAUUUGAUCCUCAACGUAAUUUUACAUCAAAAACAUAUCCACAAAUGCAAUCAAAUAUUCCAGAAGGUAUGAUACCAAAAGAAGUUGUUGCUAGAAAUAGAAAUAGACAAGUUAAUUUACCAAGUACAUCAAAAAUAACAUCAACAAAUGAUAAAGAUAAUAAAACAUUAAAUGACAGUAAAGAUGAUGAUAUUAAUGAUGGUAAAAUUGAAAUGAUAACAUCAUUUGGAAGUGAUGGAUCUGAUGAAUCAGAUGAAAGUGUUGAUGAUGAUGUUAAUUCCAAGGAAAAAAUAAUAUCAACAGUAUUACCAUGUACUACUGUUGAUUCAAAGCCUAAAAAACGUAAACGAAUGCAAAAAAUUGGACCUAAAUUACCAGAAAAUAACUAUGAUACAAUUGCAAAUGGACAUGAUGAUAAUCCAAAUGAACCAAGUAUUGAAAAUGAUGAAAAAAGUAAUGAAUCACUUGAACAAAAUGUUGAUGAUAAAGAACAUAAAUUUUCUCUUGUUCCUGGAUACGCUGAUGAUUCUGAUAACGAAGAUGAUCAUUCAAAUAAUAAACCAUCAUCACAACAACAACAGCAACAAGUAUCAACACUAUUUCCAAUUUCAAAUUAUCAAGAAAAAGAAUUAAAGACUUUUACAAAUAUAGAAAAGACUGAAUUACAACAAAAUAUUGACUCUGUAGAUUCUUGUUCUGCUGAUGAUAAUAAUUCAGGUACAAUUAAACCUGAAGAAUUAAAUGUUACCAAAGUUAAUAUAUUUUUGGAAAAUAAUGAAGCACCUGCUAAACGUUAUCAACGAAAACAACGAAUAGCAUUUGAUUUGAUGCCAAAUACAAAUAAAAUUACUGAAAAUGAAAAUAAUUGUCUUGAGCACAGUAACAGUAAUAGCAAUAGUAAUAGCAGUAUAAAUAAAUCAGAUUUAAUAAGAAGUAAUGAUGAAAGACUUGGUUUUGGUUUUCCAAAAAGACCAUCAACACCAGAUACCACCAACAACAAGCCUUCUAGCUCAAUUGAAGAACGUUCAACUGAUUCAUCAAUAGAUAAACAAGACUCCAGUAUAAAUUUCGUACGUGGUGAAACAAUAAAUAUUUCAAAAAAUAUAAAUUCUAAUAAUGAAGAAGAUGAUGAUGACGAUGAUGAUGAUGAUAAAAAUGAUGAAUCUGAUAGAAUUGAAACUAAAAAUGAAACAAAAAUGAUUCUUGAAAAAUUAAAAUUUUUAUCGGAAGGAUGUCAAGUUGCAUCAGCUGUUCAAGUUAUGACCAUUCAACUUCAGACAUUACUUGGUGCUUGGGAAUCUGGUGAUUUGAAAAAUCAAUAUCUGGACAAUUGGUUAAAGGGAACAAGCCAGGAACUUGGUCGAUUAGAAACAGCAGCAGCUCCAUCAGGCUGGGAAUGCAAGUGGGACAGGUCAUAUAAAAGGUACUUUUAUCGAAAUGAAAGCACUGGUGAGGUGCAAUGGAAUUAUCCAGAUGUCAUUGGUGGUGCUGAAGAAAUGGAACUAUGCACAACACCACCACCACAAGAUGAGGAAGCCUUUAUUGAUGAUAAAUCAUGCAGCAAUUUAAUGCAGCAAGAAGUGUCUGAAAAUACUGUUGAUAAAAAACAAGAUAAUAAAUUGACUAACGAGCUAGAAAAUUUGGUCAACAAACAAUUGGAUCACAACAAUAAAACAACACCAACAACAACAACAACAACAGAUAUGGAUACAAAUAAAGAUGAUAAUUGUGAUGUAAAAAAUGAUGGACUAGUUGCACCACCUCCACCACAAAUAUCAAGUCCAAGUCCUCCACCACCACCAAAAAUAUUUCCUGAUGAUUUAAAACAUGGAAAAAAAAGACGAGUUAAUGAAUUUGAUUCAUCUUCAAUGAUAUCAACAAAAAAAGAAAAAAUAUCAACAGAUGUUGAUCAAUCAUUGAGAGUUGAAGAAACAGUUAAAAAUAUACAACAGACACUAUCAUCACAUUCUCUAGUCGGACCAGUUCAUGCAGAGCCACUUCCACCAGGUGUUGAUUCACCUGAAAUAUCAUAUCCAUUAGCUGGUACACCACUUGAACAAACUGUUAUUUUUACAACAACACCACAUCAACAAACAAAUGCAUCAUUAUAUGCAGCUGCUGCUCUACAAGAUCCAACACUAAUGGGACAUCAUCAUCAGGCAUUAUUGCAAAGUCAACUUGUUCAUUAUCCUGCCUAUCAUCAACAUUUACACAAUCAAGCAAUAUUGGCAGCAGCAAAUCGAUUAAAUAAUCAAGAGACUGUUCAAUUUGUUUUGGAUUUUCCGAGGAUAUAUACUAAUACUCAAGUUAUUGCUAAACCUCCAAUGAAAACAAGCAACGAGACAAUGGGAUCAGCGCUGGAUUCAUUUUACAGUGAUAUUGCCUCGUUGGAAAGGCCUCCAAUUGAAGCCAAACCAGUUGAAGCAAUUAUUUACAAUACAAAUUUACCAGAUCGUCCACAGCCAGUAUCAACACCAACGUCUUUAACAUCAGAUAAUAAUGAUAAAAUUAUCAAUGAUGCUUUAACAAAAGAUAAAGAAAAAAAAAAGAAAAAAGCAAAAAUUGUCAUCAGCAAGAAACAUAAACAAGUCUCAAGCAUGGUGGCUAAAUGGCAAAAAGCCCAAAAUUAUGAAGAUAGUAGUUAAUUUGUAUAUGUAUUAUAACGUUAUUCUUAAUUUUCAUUUUUUUUUUGUUUUAAAUAUAAAAGUUCAAAAAAUUAAAUAAAUAGUCGUAAAAAGUU
Messenger RNA from Aphidius gifuensis, 3509 nucleotides. Its product is annotated as formin-binding protein 4-like. Bases 277 to 3414 code for a protein of 1045 amino acids. The transcript is spliced from 9 exons. The record is from RefSeq and is a predicted model, not a curated record. Gene Ontology annotation, molecular function: protein binding. NCBI's taxonomy places the organism in Eukaryota, Metazoa, Arthropoda, Insecta, Hymenoptera, Braconidae.